CGCUCCCUGACAAAUCGAACGCAUUUCUUUCCAGAAGCAAGAUGCCUCCGCGCGCCCUCGCACGUCAGUCUUUGCCAUUGUUGUAAGAAUGACAGCCAAGGACGGCAGCUACGCUGCGUAGGAGGAGCUAGCGGCGUGUUUCCGCUAAAGAACAGGCCGAGGCAGCGAUCUAUGCAGCCCUACUGCUAGCUACCAGCAACCGGACAGUUAGGAGCUAACGCAGGAAAUUGCUUAACUACAGUUUACUACGGCUUUAUUGCCGGGAAGCCGCGGUUUUACCUUUCGGGUUCGGGAACAACAACGGGGGCAGCGAUGGAAGCCGAGUUUUGGGAAAUCGACGAAAAUGGGACUUGGAACUCCGUAUAUGAGGACAUUCGCCAGCAGUCUUGUGAAUUACCAUGCAAGGUUGCCAAAUUUCCCGAAAACAAGACUAGGAACCGUUACCGGGACGUCAGCCCCUUUGACCACAGCAGAAUCUGCCUGCAGCUGGGUCCAAACGACUACAUCAACGCCAGCCUAAUAACUGCAGAAGAGGCGCAGAGGAAAUAUAUUCUUACUCAGGGACCCCUUCCAAGUACAUGUGGUCAUUUCUGGGAGAUGGUUUGGGAGCAGAGGACCCGCGGAGUUGUGAUGCUGAACCGGGUCAUAGAGAAAGGAUCUAUCAAAUGUGCCCAAUAUUGGCCUCAAAGGGAGGAGAAAGAUGUCAUCUUCGAAGACACCAGCUUCAAGGUCACUCUCGUCUCGGAGGACAUCAAAUCAUACUACACAGUCCGACAGCUGGAGCUGGAGAAUCUGUCUACUCAGGAGACACGUGAAAUUUUACAUUUUCACUACACAACCUGGCCUGACUUCGGGGUCCCAGAGUCUCCCGCCUCCUUCCUCAACUUCCUCUUCAAGGUGCGCGAGUCGGGCUGUCUGAAUGCGGAGCACGGGCCAGUGGUGGUACACUGCAGCGCCGGCAUCGGACGCUCCGGGACCUUCUGUCUCGUGGACACCUGCCUCCUUUUGAUGUCUCUCCGUAAAGACCCGUCUUCGGUGCGUAUCCGUGAAGUGCUGCUGGAGAUGCGCCGUCAUCGGAUGGGUUUGAUACAAACGCCAGACCAGCUUCGCUUCUCCUACCUCGCCGUGAUUGAAGGUGCCAAGUACAUCAAAGGAGACACGUCUCUCCAGGAGUCAUGGAAAAAGCUGUCGAAUGAGGAAGAUGAUCCUCCAGAGUUCACCCCGCCGCCUCCUCUUCCUCCUCCCAGAGACCCUCACAACGGCCGAGUGCAGCCAUGUUUUUUCCCAGAUGACGUAGAAUUCGUCCAGCCUGUGGAAACGUCCCAACUGAGGUCUCCAGCAGACACAGAGCUGAGGAACAGAAACCCAGCCGCCCCGGAGCUGCCUCCGGACAGACGGGACGGGCCUGUGGGAAUCGAAGACCUGACGUCCGGCGCUCCGAGGAAACCCCAGCAGGGGGCGGCGGCGGAGGACGGGACGGAGGGAUCAGAGCGGGAGAAGGGAACCUGUCCUGUGCCGGGGGCCUGGUCCCCUCUGACGGCCCACGUGUGCCUGGGCACGGCGCUGGCCCUCAGCGCUUACGUCUGCUACCGCGUCUAUUUCCACUGAUGUCUGUCCUUCCUCCUUCCUGUCGUCUUUUCUCUUUCGUUCCAUGAUGUGGACUCGGCUGGCCGGUCAGCCUGCGUCGACGCGGUUCUCCUGUGAUCAUGUUGUAAACGGUCGGCUGCCUCUCUUUACCCAAAACCUUCUGUGUGUACGCCAUCUCCGACGCUCAGGGCCUCGCUUUUUCAGGUGCCACAUCAUCCUAAAUAAACGUACGUGUGUGUUUGUGUGUGUGUGGGGGGAGGGCUGAGUGUGUGUGCCGACCCAAACGCAAACGCAACAUAAAACAAACGUCGGUCUGCUAAGGCGAAGGGGUUUGCAUUGAGCACCUCCGCCUAAUUUACACGCUUCUUCUUUCUUAUUUACCAAAAUGACACCUUUGAAUGUUUUUCCAUUUUUAUCCUGAACACGUUUAGUAACAGGCUGAUCAUGAUUUUGAUCAAGCUGGACUGAAAACAUGUCACUAAGGGAGAAGCUUUGUUCACACAAAGAGUUUAUGAAUGAAAGUGUGGAUUUUCAAUGAUCUCUGCACACUAGUUAUGCUUUUUUUAUUCCUUUGUACGACGGGGUAUUAGGGCCACUUGGAAAAUAAUUUAAAAUGAAAUUACGAGAAUGAAGUUGUAACAUUAUGACUUUAUUCUUUUAAUAUUACAACUUUAUUUUUGCAAUAUCAUGACGUUAUUCUCAAAAUAUUACGACUUUAUUAUCGUAACAUGACUUUACUCUUGUAAUUUUACUUUUUCUUAGUAUGGCCCUAAUAUUUGUACAUUUGUGAAUCUAUUCAGUGAAAACUAUAGAUAGUUCCCACAUGACGUCACGAUUCCUACAGCCUGGUGCUCCAACACCAUCUUGAUAGUACGGAGGCAGUUUUAACACUUUAUUAAUUAUGCAUAAGUGAUGUUUGGAUAUUGUUACAUUUAAGGGUGUAAAUACAAAGGCGAUAAAACAGUGAAGAAGUUCUCAUUACAUCCUGUAGAGAUGAGCAAACUUUGCUAUUUGUGUUGCGUUCCAGUUACCUGGGAAAAGUUAACUAGUUAAGAAGUCUGUAUUUUAGAAUGGUGUCGCCCACAAACAUUGUUUGCAAAAACUCUUUGUAGUUUCAGGCGCUUACAUGUGGCAUUGAUUUUAGACGCACUUCUAUUCCGCUUGUGUCUCGUAAAAUUAACAUAUUUCCACCACGUUUUAAAUGUUGAUGCCAGGAGCGGAAAUUUUGAACCGCAAAGCCCACCUUGCAAGUUGUAACUGGGGUUAGUUGGAGCUGCUCCCGGUUUCCUCAGUGGAAAUCCCACUUCGGAGAACGUUGGAGUUGGUUUAUCCCAAACGGGAAGUCGAAAUUUCCCAGCUCUGAGUUCAACUGGAACGCAGCGUUAGCAUCGAUGACAGCGGCUGGAUAAUGUCCAGAGGAAGCACAAUCCAUAUAAUACAAAACGUAUUCUGAUCACUUUAUUAGUGCUAAUAAUAUUUUCAAAUGUUCUGUCAAUCAAUAACGGCGUAUUGAACUGAUUGUUGUAAAAACUUCAUUUUGUUGGAAAACCUGCAGAGUUUCAUGACUGAUUCAUUUGCACAAAGUUAUGAAACAUGACUAUAAAGUGAGGAUGUCCAAAUACACAGUUCCUCUAGAACAAAAAAAAAAUCCAAAUUACAUUCAGUCUCUGCGAUUACUUCUUAUGUGACCAUAUUAACAAUCAUAUAAUGUCAAUAAACUUAAUUAAUUUUACAUUCCAGUUAUUAUGCGUCACAAAUAGCAGAUAGAGAAAGAAGCAGUAGACUGUAUGUCGUUAAUCAGAUUUUCAUCUUAUGAAAAGGAUUAGUGCCGUUUUACAUUUACACUCUGCGCAAUAGAAAGAGACGGAUCAGUUUUAUUCACAAGCACACAUACAGAAACGCGAUCAGAUCAUUGAAUGGCCGUCAGAAAACACAAACGACUAUUUUCAUAAGAUGUGCUAAAGCUAGACACUGAACUAGUUCUCCUGAAGAGUAGAAAAAGACGCAAAAAGACUAAUUUAAGCUUCGGUAACACUGUUUACCAGUUGCCUACCAAGAUGGCGCCUUCCGGGGUAAAUUACUUCCAGUCCGGUCUUGUGGGAACUAUCUAUUAAUGCAACAUUUACAGUAAGUACUAGAUGCUUUUUUUUUUUUUUUUUUAGGGUGACGUGUCUCCUCCAGUUUCCAGGCAGAAUCGUGUUAUUUUUUUAUUUUAUUUUAUUUUAAUCCUGAGAUGGAUCACAACACAUGGCUCUACAUACUGUCCGUAGUUUCACAGUCGAUGUAAAAACCUCACCUGAAGGUAGCUGACAUGCCUUGUAAAGCGAGCGAAAGGUCAGAGUAGCUCACACCCAACUAUUUGCCAGCAAUAAAAAAAAGGACGUGUGGUGUCCUUUCACGUAAAUUAAAAUAUCGUUAAGAAGUCUGUUCAUCUCAGUGAUUCAGUUCAAAAAGCCAAACUCACAUGUGAUGUAAGAUGAGCCUGUGGCUCUGCCAGGGUUUUAAAGAAAAUACUUUGUCAGGAUUUAGUUCUUCUCAACUCCAUAGAUUCCUUUUUGAGGUUUUGAUCAUGUGAAUUUAUCAUCGGGCUCUAAAAGGUCUUCAAAGAUUUCUGCUCUGACUUUAAACUUGCUUGUGCACCUUUUUCCUUCCACCUAACUUUCCAACAUAACCAUGUGCCAAUGACGGUGCAAGACAGGAGUCGUCUCUUUGAUUGUGCAGUUUGAACCUGAGUUUUGGGGGCUUACAAGGGAUGCACAGAUGCAAAAAUUUGGGACGAUAUCUACAUCGGAUACAAACGAUAUCAGCAGUAUCGUUUAUAUUGCUGGUAAACCAUAUUUACUGAUAUUAUAAAUAUUUCUGUACUGUUUUGAUAGAAAUAAAUGCCAACAAGAUGAAAGCAAAUAUUGGUUGUUAAUACCGGCCUGGUUUUAUUUAUCGCACGGACAGAUGUUAUAACAUGACCAAAAUCAGCCGAUGCCGAUGUUUGUCCCGAUAUAUCGUGCAUCACUCGUUUUCACCAGUUCGUCAUGAAAGUUCAUCAAAUGAAAUGCUUUAUAUUUAUCACUUUGUGAACUGAAUUACUGAGCUAAAUGAACUUCUUAGUGAUAUUUUAGUUUGUAGAGAGGUAUGUGUAGGUCUCUGAGGUUGAGCGUGGGACCAGGGAUUUUAAAACUAACCAAAAAAAAAAAGAA
Poecilia latipinna (sailfin molly) is the source of this 4781-nucleotide messenger RNA. It is a transcript of the gene ptpn1, whose product is annotated as protein tyrosine phosphatase non-receptor type 1. The transcript has 10 exons. Lineage: Eukaryota; Metazoa; Chordata; Actinopteri; Cyprinodontiformes; Poeciliidae. Gene Ontology annotation, cellular component: endoplasmic reticulum; early endosome; cytoplasm. Gene Ontology annotation, molecular function: protein kinase binding; non-membrane spanning protein tyrosine phosphatase activity. Bases 313 to 1608 code for a protein of 431 amino acids. The record is from RefSeq and is a predicted model, not a curated record. Gene Ontology annotation, biological process: negative regulation of ERK1 and ERK2 cascade; peptidyl-tyrosine dephosphorylation; negative regulation of PERK-mediated unfolded protein response.